Messenger RNA from Fusarium keratoplasticum, 1191 nucleotides. RefSeq lists its product as uncharacterized. The transcript is spliced from 4 exons. NCBI's taxonomy places the organism in Eukaryota, Fungi, Ascomycota, Sordariomycetes, Hypocreales, Nectriaceae. Bases 1 to 1191 code for a protein of 396 amino acids. The record is from RefSeq and is a predicted model, not a curated record.
AUGAAUCCAGAAAUAGGAAUACCGGAGGACGGCUCGCAUCGGUUCUCGCCUGUUACGUUCAACGACCAUGCCGGACAGCUGUGGAUCGUGACGAUCUUGUCGCUGAUCUACAGCGCGCUUGUGGCGACUGCAAGGGCAUACAUCAAGUACCAGAUGUUCGGGUUCGAUGACAUUUUGAUUGCUUUAGCAACGGUCUUACAAUUAGCUCAAUCGAUUGCCAUAUUUGUUGGCUUGAGUCAUGGCCUUGCCAAGUACAACUCCAUCACCUCGCCGGAACAAUGGGCGACAUCUUCAAAAUCCACUCUCGCAUCCGUUAUUCUCUGCGUUUUAUCUCUGAGCCUCGCCAAAUGCUCUGUCCUCGCCCUCGUCCUUCGCAUCAUCGGCACCAAGACUGGGAAGAAUAGAAUAUUUUGUAUCGGACUGAUGGUGACCAGUGCAGUAUGGGGCGUAGGGUCCUCUGUGGCAUUUCUAGUCAACUGCCGCGCCGAUACUUUGUUGACUCCUGACAACGUCAAGCAAUGCCCCAACCAGGUUACGCGUUGGGCCGUGGUCACUACGAUCGAUAUCUUGACCGAGAUCUUUACCUGGCUCCUCGUUGUGCAACUGUCUUGGUCUGUCAGCAUGUCGUUUGCCCGCAAGUGUCAGGUCGCCAUGGCCUUCUCAUUCCGCAUACCGCUUAUCGCCCUUUCAGCAAUUCAUUUGGCAUAUUUCAGCAAGUACCCAGAUGCGACUGAGCCUCAAUUCGCCGUCACGAACAGUCUACUAUUCCAGCAAACGAUGAUCGCUUGGUCCCUAAUUUCUGCUACUGUGCCGAACUUGAAGAACUUCUUGAAAUCAUUCUCUAUAGGUAUGGGCUUUCCACUCGCCUUCGACCUCAGCAUAUACGGAUCAAGCAAUGUGUACGCACUUCAGUCACUGGGAAACGAUCAUUCCCAGGCUACCACGUCUGCAGCGGCAGCCGGGGUUACAUCGACCUCCGUUAGGGUCCACCACUCCGAUGGCGAGCCCCGUGGUCGACCGCACAACUGGAGGCCGGACCAAGUCUCGACGCAAACAACGGCGACGAAUAACUAUGGGAAUGCUAUUCGAGACAACGUAUCAGAAGAAGAGGAAAUCUCCAGGACUGGUAGUCAGGAGAUGAUUAUCAACAAGGAGGUUGCGUGGCAGGUCACGUAUGAGGGUCACACAUAA